AUGAAUAAUUCAAAAAGUCCAAUUACUAAAGAUGAAAAAUCAUCUAAUGGACAUCAUUUUUUGGAAUCAAAUCAAUCUGCAUUUCGUCGUAUAUCAUCAUCUAUUAAAACUGAUCAAACUGAUAAAACCAAUGAAAAAACAACUAAAAGUGGUACAACAAUAUCUUCGGAUGAACAUCAUACAAACAAAAAUUCUAUUCCAAAUCCAUUUUUAUCACCAUUAAUUUCUUCAACAUCAGAUUUUCAAGCACAUCUUGCUUUAUUACGUCCAUUUCUUUCUCAAACUUUACCAUUUGUUCCAACACUUCCACCUCCCAAUUAUUGGCAUACAUUACCAUUAUUUCAUCCAUAUUUAUCUAAUCUUAGACCUCCGGGACUUCUUCCACCACCACUUUCUUCAUUACCAUCAUCAUCACCAUUGUCAUCAUCUCUUCAACCAAAAGCAUCAACAAAUACAAACAAUAAAAAAUCCUCCUCAUCACCAUCAGCAACACAUUAUCAUCAAUAUACAAUUACAAAUAAUAAUGUUCUUGUUCCAUCUCCAGCUACAUUAAUAGAUUUUAUUCGACGACCAAUAACAUCAAAUGGAAAUACAACACAAACACAUUCAACAACAAAUAAUACAAAAUCAAAAAAUUUAAAAAAAUAUAAAUGUGAUAUUUGUUCAAGAGCAUUUUCAAGAAGUAAUACAUUAGUUACGCAUAAACGUAUUCAUACAGGUGAAAAACCAUUUGUAUGUGAAAUAUGUGAUCGAGCUUUUCGUCAACCAGGAAAUUUAACAAGACAUAAAUUAACACAUACAGCUGCUAAACCUUAUGCAUGUGGUAUUUGUUCAAAAGCAUUUAAUCGAGCAUCUAAUCUUCAUGCACAUCAACGAACUCAUUCAUUAAUGAUGCCUAUGAUGACAAAAACAACAACAGCAAAUAAUAAUAAUAAUAAUGGUCAUGGUUCUUAUACAUGUAAUAAAUGUCAUGAAGUAUUUGAACAUAAAUUUGAACUUAAUUUACAUACGGCUGCUUUACAUCAUUCAGAUGUUAAAUUAUUUUCAAAAAAUAAUGAAGAUGUUGAAGUUGAUGAUGAAGAUGAUAUGGAUGAUGAACAAUUGUAUGAAAAAGAUGAAGAUUUGUCGGAUGAUAGCGAACAAAAUAUUGAUUUACUUGAAAAUUAA
Rotaria sp. Silwood1 is the source of this 1167-nucleotide messenger RNA. The record is from the annotation of a GenBank genome assembly. Lineage: Eukaryota; Metazoa; Rotifera; Eurotatoria; Philodinida; Philodinidae.